ACAAGAAAACAAAAACAUAAUAUAUAUAUAUAGGACGGAGCUACAAGCCGUGACUCAUUAUGAGACUGCGAAGCGGUGCCUGCGUCCAAGGCGAAGGCUGGGAAUUCCAAUGGACAGCGGCAGCGCAGAGAGGGCCGGAGUCGGUGAAAGCGAUUGUCCCGGGACCUUUCUUGCGUCCGAGACUCGUGAAAGCUCUGCCAUACGUGGUACUAGGCGCAAGAGGUCCUUGUCAGCUGGGAAGCGGCGGUGCUGGCGGCGGUAUUCCGGAUCCGUGGCUAGAAUAUCUCUGCAGCUGUGGAUGCGGCGCACGCAGGGACCUCUACCUCAGGCUCACGGAUCUCAUCUGGAAGCAAGAGCGUCUGGCUUUAGUGCAGGGAAUACCCGAUCCUUGGAAAGCAGAAGAUUAUCUUGACAAGUGCCGCGCUUUACCGCCAAAGGAAGCUGCAGUAAAGACAAAGCCAACGCGCAAAAAGUCGCGAAAAGUUGAAACAUUUAAAAACAGUAGCCCUGCAACAGCUGUAUCCGACGCUAACGAGUUUCAAAAACUACGCGACAGACUCGAACAGUUGGAUGCGGAAUUGAAAUUGAAAGCGGCCGACGGCCGAGAGAAAUCAACGAUGGGCAAAGUUGAGCCUCUCUGCCCCGGCAAGUGCGCAUUUGGCGAAAAUAAACGAAGCGUUAGGAGCGACAGCUGCGCUUGUCCUGCUGAUAAUGCCACGGACGAGAAGAUGAAUGUGCUACGACCAUCAGCAGUCAACUUUCUCAACGAGUUGCAGAGUAGAAUCAAAAUUACGGAGAGAGUUCUCGAUGAGACUUCGGCCGGCCUGCGACCUCAUCAGGAGAAGAUUUAUCAGCGCGACAACGCGGAAAGAAUAAAAGUUGAUGGCAAGCGGAAAAAACUAAACGCGCUCGAUAAAGCGCGCGAAGGACGCGCAGCCUUGCAUUUUCGCGCGAAAGAAGCGCGAAAGGAGCGAGCAGGUCAUAAUAAUUUGCGAGAUUAUCGCUAGUCAAGUAGUCUGUUAUCAGAAAAAUUCCUCGCGCGAUCCCACAUAUAACAGUGUGAUUGCUGAUGGUAAAAAAGCAAUAUCUUGCAGACUUAUUAAAAGCCGAUGAACUGA
Nasonia vitripennis (jewel wasp) is the source of this 1118-nucleotide messenger RNA. RefSeq lists its product as uncharacterized. The record is from RefSeq and is a predicted model, not a curated record. The coding region runs from base 60 to 1007 and encodes 315 amino acids. Lineage: Eukaryota; Metazoa; Arthropoda; Insecta; Hymenoptera; Pteromalidae. The transcript has 3 exons.